Molecule: messenger RNA, 780 nt
Organism: Angiostrongylus costaricensis
Lineage: Eukaryota; Metazoa; Nematoda; Chromadorea; Rhabditida; Metastrongylidae
Source: the annotation of a GenBank genome assembly
AUGCCGUCUGGUGUCGAACAUUGCCGUCGGGUUUCCACUCAUGAAAUCUCCUAUGGAUUCGACGUAUUAACAGAUUCGCUCGGCCAUAAUCGAACUUCUCGAGCUGUUGACAAUCAGUAUCGUGGUGCCUACGAAAAUUCGGGAGGAGCAGUCAGCGGGGACAAAAGUGUCCAGUGCAGCCCUGGUCCACGUGGUCCUAGUGGAAACCCUGGAAAACCUGGACGACCUGGAAAACCAGGUAUUCCCGGAUUGCCAGGAAUGCCAGGGAAACCACCACAAGCGCCGUGCGAGCCGAUCACUCCACCACCAUGCAAGCCCUGUCCAGAUGGGCCGCCUGGACCUCCAGGUCUACCAGGACCAUCAGGACCAAGUGGACCGAAAGGAAAACCAGGAAUGUCUGCUGCACCAGGAGCACCAGGACCCGCUGGGCCUCCAGGACCACCAGGUCCCCGAGGGAGAGAUGGCGCGCGAGGAGAAGCGGCAGCUCCGGGACCGGGUGCUGAAACAACUUAUGCAGAAGCGGCAGAAACGGGACUACGAGGUCUUCCAGGACCACCUGGACCUCCAGGUCUUGACGGAAAAAUUGGAGACACCCAUGGUCCAGGUGCUACAGGACCACCUGGGCCUCCGGGGCCUCCUGGUCCUCGCGGCCGAGAUGGAAAUCCUGGGCCACCGGGAUUACCAGGAGAUGCAGGAAGUCUAGGAGAGAAAGGCAUCUGUCCCAAAUAUUGUGCUAUCGAUGGCGGUGUCUUUUUUGAGGAUGGAACGCGAAGAAGAUAG